GAACCUUCGGAAUUCCCGUCAGUUUCUCCUACACCGGGUGGAAUUCCAGACUCACUGGGAUUCUCCCAUCACUCUAUAUAUAUAUAGACGUAGUUCAGCCUUUGUAAAUCUAAAUCUCAUCAUACUCUUUUGUGUUUCAACAUCAAAAUCAAGAGAGUAAUUAGUCUGUUAAGUCGCAAUACAAAACUAGGCUUAGGGUUUAUAAUUUACGUAGAAAGAGAAUCAGUUAAGAAUAAGCAAUAUGCGGGAGAGAGCGGGAGAAGUAGAACAAGGACUCCCUGAAAUUGAUGAAGGCGAUAAAAAUAAUGGAUUGGAGGUAGAAAAUGCGUUCAAUGAUGUAGAGGUUCCGCCAUGGCAUAAGCAGAUAACAAUGAGAGCUGCUUUUACGAGUAUUAUUUUGAGUUUUGUUUUCAAUAUUAUCGUAUGCAAACUCAAUCUCACCACUGGAGUGAUUCCUUCGCUUAACGUGGCGGCUGGCCUCCUUGGAUUCGCCAUUGUUAAGGCAUGGACGGUUCUGCUUGAAAGGUGCGGUAUGUUGAAGCAGCCUUUUACCAGACAAGAAAACACUGUGAUUCAAACCUGUGUGGUUGCCUCUUCUGGGAUCGCUUUUAGCAGUGGGACAGCGAGUUAUCUGUUAGGAAUGAGUGCAACGAUAGCAGCUCAAGCAGAUGCAGGCAAUACCCCAGUGAAUGUGAAGAAACUAUCUCUUGGCUGGAUAAUUGGAUUCCUUUUUAUUGUCAGCUUUGUUGGUCUAUUCUCAAUAGUUCCUUUAAGAAAGAUGAUGAUCUUGAAGUACAAAUUGACGUAUCCCAGUGGAACCGCAACUGCAUAUCUUAUCAAUAGCUUCCACACUCGAAAAGGAGAAAAGCUGGCCAAGAAACAAGUUAUGACACUUUUCAAGUCCUUCUGCUUUAGCUUUCUGUUUGCGUGUUUCCAGUGGUUUUUCGCAGCUGCCGAUGGAUGUGGUUUCAGUAGCUUCCCGACUUUCGGUCUUCAGGCCUUUAAACAAAGGUUCUAUUUUGAUUUCUCAUCGACAUACGUUGGUGUUGGUAUGAUUUGCCCUUACUUGGUGAAUGUCUCAUUACUUGUUGGAGCCAUUGUUUCAUGGGGAAUCAUGUGGCCUCUGAUUGAGUCCAAGAAAGGCAGUUGGUAUAGUGCUGAUUUAUCUGCAAGCAGUCUUCAUGGCAUCCAAGGAUACAGGGUUUUUCUUGCCAUUGCCAUGAUGCUUGGUGAUGGACUGUUCCACGUUGUUUACAUGAUCAUUGUCACUUCGAAAAGUUUCAUUAAUCGCAAGUCGGAGAAAUCUAAUAGUGAGCGUGAAAGCACCGGAGGAGACUAUGACGAAAAAACAAGAACUACCUAUUUCUUGAAAGACCAAAUCCCUAAUUAUGUAGCCAUGGGCGGCUACGUACUCUUGGCAGCUCUGUCUAUUGGUGUUGUACCACAGAUCUUCCACCAGCUCAAAUGGUAUCACAUACUGGUGGCCUAUGUAAUUGCUCCAGUUCUAGCCUUCUGCAAUGCAUAUGGAUGUGGCCUAACAGAUUGGUCAUUGGCCUCAAACUACGGAAAAGUCGCUAUCCUAGUUUUCAGUGCUUGGGUCGGCCUCGAUCAUGGCGGGGUUCUUGCAGGCCUAGCUUGUUGUGGUGUGAUGAUGAGCAUUGUAUCA
This is a messenger RNA of Olea europaea var. sylvestris, 1666 nucleotides long. RefSeq names its product probable metal-nicotianamine transporter YSL7. NCBI's taxonomy places the organism in Eukaryota, Viridiplantae, Streptophyta, Magnoliopsida, Lamiales, Oleaceae. Gene Ontology annotation, molecular function: oligopeptide transmembrane transporter activity. The annotation marks the transcript as partial. Gene Ontology annotation, cellular component: membrane. The record is from RefSeq and is a predicted model, not a curated record. The transcript has 7 exons.